Molecule: messenger RNA, 924 nt
Organism: Marmota monax (woodchuck)
Lineage: Eukaryota; Metazoa; Chordata; Mammalia; Rodentia; Sciuridae
Product: olfactory receptor 5B3-like
Exons: 1
Coding region: 1-924 (307 amino acids)
Biological process (GO): G protein-coupled receptor signaling pathway; sensory perception of smell
Cellular component (GO): membrane
Molecular function (GO): olfactory receptor activity; G protein-coupled receptor activity; odorant binding
Source: RefSeq, a predicted model, not a curated record
AUGGAGAACAGGACAGAAGAGAUACACUUCAUCCUGCUGGGACUAACCGAUGACCCAGGUCUGCAGCUUCCCCUCUUUGUGACCUUCCUCCUCAUCUACACCAUCACUCUGGCUGGGAACCUGGGGAUGAUCCUGUUGAUUGUCUUGGACUCCCGUCUCCACACUCCCAUGUACUUUUUCCUAGGAAACCUGUCUCUGGUGGACUUUUGCUACUCUUCAACUGUCACGCCCACAGUCAUGGCUGGGCUCCUCCCAGGACACAAGUUCAUCUCCUUCAAUGCUUGUGCUGCUCAGAUGUACUUUUUUGGAGUCUUUGCUACUGUGGAAAAUUACCUCUUGGCCUCAAUGGCCUAUGACCGCUAUGCAGCAGUGUAUAAGCCCCUGCACUACACCACCACCAUGACAACACGAGUGUGUGCAUAUCUGGUCAUAGGCUGUUAUGUCUGUGGUUUCUUGAAUGCCUCCAUCUACACUGGGAACACGUUCAGUCUCACCUACUGUAAGUUCAAUGAAGUCCAUCAUUUUUUCUGUGAUAUUCCAGCUGUCUUGGCAGUCUCUUGCUCUGAGAGACAUGUUAAUGAGCUGGUUUUUAUUUAUGUAGGCAGCUUCAAUAUCUUUUUUGCUAUCCUAGUCAUAUUAAUAUCUUACCUGUGCAUUUUUAUUACCAUCCUAAAGAUGCACUCAAGUGCAGGAUAUUGGAAGGCUAUAUCCACCUGUGCCUCCCACUUCACCGUAGUCUUUGUCUUCUAUGGAACUGCCCUUUUCAUGUACUUACAGCCCAGCUCCAGUCACUCCAUGGACACAGACAAACUUGCAUCUGUGUUCUACACUAUGGUCAUUCCCAUGUUGAACCCUGUGGUCUACAGCCUGAGGAACAGGGAGGUCAAGAGUGCUUUCACAAAAAUUGUUUUGGAAGCAAAAUAA